GCCACCGACCCAGCAGGUUAGUCAACACUGACUGCAAGUCAUCCUGACUACAUACUUUUUAAACAGCUGCGGAGGUGUGCUGUUAGUGUGCUAGCUAGCAGCUGUAGUAGCAGUCAGUAAACUGGGUUAGAGAGCUUGCUUGCUGUCACUUUCUAAACGCUGUUUAGCUACUUAGCUUUGCUACCGAAACGCACAUGGAUCCUCAAAACACCAACAUGAACACUGGGGCGAAGAUGUUGCUCAGCCACGCCAAGACACUCAGGCUUCACACCGGGAACUUAGUCAACAGAAGUCGUCUGAAAAAGAAGUGUCCAUGCUCGCCCAGCGAAGAGCUUCAAGACUGCAUUAAAGCCACACUGAGUGACUGGUUUUCCACGACAAAACUGCCAUUGGAGGAACUUCCAGAUACACUGGACUGCUCCAUUCCCCAGGCGACAGACGCCAUCACACCUGAAGAAAGGGAAGAGCUGAAGGUUUCAGCAAAGCUGUUCUUGUGUGAGUCGGGUCAGUCUUCAAUCAGAGAUGCAGUUGAGAUGGCCUGUCAGACUCUGUCAGUGUCCCAGCUUGACUCUGUCAUCAUAGCGCCACCUGGGCCUCUGGAGGGUGACAGCCAAACUUUGGCCCACCUUCAGCCAGCCUGGGAGGAACUGGAGGCUUUGGUCAGAAGCCAGAGGAUUGCAGCUAUUGGCACCUCUGACCUGGACAAAGAUCUGCUGGAACAGCUGUACAACUGGGCCCAGGUGAAGCCCAGCAGUAACCAGGUCAACCUGGCCUCCUGCUGUGUGAUGCCUCCUGACCUGACAGCAUUCGCUAAGGAGUUUGACAUCCAACUGCUCACACACAGCGACCCCAAAGAGCUGAUGUCGGCAGCCACAUUCCAGGAGGCGGUACAGGAGGGAACACAGGACCUGAAAAUCGCUGACUGGAGACUCGAGUGGGUCCUGCGCUACUCCAUUAUUGUCAAGAGCAGGGGCAUCAUCAAGGCUAAAGGCUACCUUGUCAGUGCGAAGAAGGCAAGCCCCUAGCACACCCCACCAGAGAAGAAAACACAGGGAUGAAGCCAUUUUCCUCCUUUUUUCAUUUACACACACAAAACAUGCAAAGUAAUGGAAUAACGGAUUCUGCCAAUCACCAUGGGUCUUGAAAUCAUUGUUUUAUCUUACAAAUAGGGUUGCAUCUUGAUUAUCUAUGAUUUCUUCAGUUUAACAGAUGCAGGUAUUCAUUACCAUCAUCACAGCGAGAUCAAAAAUAGGAGAUGGACUUGCAAGAUCAACUCCGGUGUCAGUUUUGAGCAAACAGACAGCAGGAUGAGAGUGAAAGUGAGAGUUUCGUAGCUCUCUCCAUGACCAGUACUUUGAUAGUGUAACCAUUUAUCAACACAGCAGAGGCAGUUUUUAAGUACGGAAGAAAUGUAGGUCUCUGAACUUUUUUAACCAAGGUGGCUCCUUAACCUUUCUCUGAUGUGAAGUGCCUCUCAGCUUUUGCUCCUCCUAUCCUCAUACCUGCUUUGUCUUCACUGUCCAUGUGAAUCAAGCUUUAAAUGUUUAAAUCUAAAUGAAAAGAUUACGAGUAGUUAAAGCAAAAAGAAAAAGCUAGAG
This is a messenger RNA of Scomber scombrus (Atlantic mackerel), 1598 nucleotides long. It is a transcript of the gene gclm, whose product is annotated as glutamate-cysteine ligase, modifier subunit. NCBI's taxonomy places the organism in Eukaryota, Metazoa, Chordata, Actinopteri, Scombriformes, Scombridae. The transcript is spliced from 7 exons. Bases 195 to 1025 code for a protein of 276 amino acids. The record is from RefSeq and is a predicted model, not a curated record. Gene Ontology annotation, cellular component: glutamate-cysteine ligase complex. Gene Ontology annotation, molecular function: enzyme regulator activity; glutamate-cysteine ligase catalytic subunit binding. Gene Ontology annotation, biological process: glutathione biosynthetic process.